Messenger RNA from Argentina anserina (silverweed cinquefoil), 1030 nucleotides. RefSeq lists its product as uncharacterized. The coding region runs from base 13 to 840 and encodes 275 amino acids. NCBI's taxonomy places the organism in Eukaryota, Viridiplantae, Streptophyta, Magnoliopsida, Rosales, Rosaceae. The transcript has a single exon. The record is from RefSeq and is a predicted model, not a curated record.
AGAAGAAGAAAGAUGCUGCCGGUAAAGCUGGUACGCUCUCUCGUCUUCGGCGAACCCAUCACCACCACUACCACCACCACCAACUCCUCCGACGACGACGACGCCAAUUGCAAUGUCGUAUUAAUCCCCAAACCCCGACGAACCCCGCUCCUCCUCUUCCUCCCUACCAGAGAGCUCGUCACCGACACCUACCGCCUCGCCUCCAUCGCCCGCGACGUCGGCUUCGACCUCCACCCUACUUCUUCUCUCUCCCACAUCAUCCUCACCCUCCCACCCCAUCCGCCGCCGCUGGCGUUAUCCCCCUCGACCGCCUCGUUUCCCUCCACGUGGUCGUCCACGUCGCUGUCCUCAACCUCCUCGCUACCGGAGGACACCAUCCCACUCCCGUUUCCUUCCCUGAUCGGAGCUCCGGUGCCGCGCCUCCGCGCCUUCGUCAAGCUCUCCCGGGGACUCUUCAAGCUGGUUUUCGCUCCGGCGGAGCUAUUUUCCGGCGGCGGCGCGGCUGAGAGCCACCACUGGGACUGCUGCUCGGCGGCGCUGUUCUCGCGGCUUGCCGGAGAUAGAAUCGGCACCAUGGAGGGGUUCUCGAGGGCGCUGGCCGGAGCUGGGUGGAGUCUUUUCAAGACUAAGGUGAGCGCAUUGUCAGAAUCCGGUGAUCGGAGAGGUUGCGGCGGUGGGAAGUCGGUGUAUUUGUUUAGGAAAGUUGAUGUGAACCGGGUCCGGGCCGGGGAGUGUAGGAUUAGGGAGCUGAGGUUGCCUGCAUUGGAUUUUCGAAAUGCUCCUUUGAGAAUUUUGCAGUACAUUCUCCUUAUGACUGAUGAUAUCUUCUAUUUAGCAUGAACUGUGAAAUCGGUAUGUGUUUUUACUUGCUGAUGAUUUGUAGUUGGUAUAUAAUAUGUACUGAGAUCAUAGUGAAUCGUAUAAAUUAUCUAUGGAACUUGUUUUGCCAAUGUAUGUUGAUUGUUGCCGGAAUUUGAAUAUGUCGGUGUUUUUGAAUAUAUUGCAUUACAUUGAUGAUAUUAACUUAUUG